This is a messenger RNA of Folsomia candida, 1333 nucleotides long. RefSeq lists its product as uncharacterized. Lineage: Eukaryota; Metazoa; Arthropoda; Collembola; Entomobryomorpha; Isotomidae. Gene Ontology annotation, cellular component: membrane. The record is from RefSeq and is a predicted model, not a curated record. Gene Ontology annotation, biological process: sensory perception of taste. The transcript has 3 exons. Bases 95 to 1333 code for a protein of 412 amino acids.
CUUCAGUUCUAUCUACUAAAUAUACCAUAAUAAACUGUGAUAGUAAAACAUAAACUUUAUUAUUAAGUUCCCCACUGGAAACAAGAAAUUUACGAUGGAACCACCAAUUCAUCCCGAAGAACUGCUCCUCACUUGGGCAAAGUGGCCCAUCCUUGGCGUCCAGUUUAACGGAUAUCUUUCACUCUCCGUAACCCAAAACAAAUUUACAAAAGAUACACAAUCUCAACCGAAAAAUUACCGCAAAUCUUUACAAUUUCACUUCGUCAGCAUUCCAUUUAUAUUUCAUGUAUUAUUUAUAACAAUAUUCUCAGUUCUUAUCAUCUGCUUCGGCAACAAGGGUUACAACGCGUUCAAACGGUUAGAGGAGCUCUCAUCCGACGCCACAAUCCUUGCCGGUUACACUCUUUGUGGAUUCAUAUAUACGAUAGGAAAUCGAACCUGGAGUUUAUUCAGUGUUAAGAAAAGCCUCGUCUUUUGGGCUUAUCAAGUGGAUAAGAUUAGUCUUAUCACGCCUAAUUUGUGGGACCCUGAAUCUGUGCGGGAUUUACGAAAAGAAAUUCGUACAUCAUUUCUCCGUACCGUUUUCUUCAUCAGUAUCGUCAUGAUCUCACUAUUUUUGGGUGAUUUAAUUUUAGUGGAUUUUUUGAAAAUCUCGAAAUAUAGCGUUAUUGCGGAUUCCUUCAUGGGUCAGAGCGGUCCCGUUGUAAUUGCUGGAUUAUUUUGGACAUAUUGCUAUUUUUCUAAUGCAUUUUUGUCCGUCUGGUUAAGUUUCUUUGUUAAAAUAUAUGCCGCUGCAGUGUCAUCAAUUCGGGCUGAGGUGAAACUCGGGAAAAUUACUGGGACAAAAAUAGCCAGAAUUUCGAAAGCUUAUAGCAUUUUAAUUAAGCUGGUGAAUCACUUUAAUGCUAAAAUGGGGAGAAGGAUAUUUUUAGAGGUGGGAUUUAACCUAAUUUUCAUCUUGGGUAGCACCUACUUUGUCAUUGUUUCUGUGAAAGUGGGCGAAAUUGGAAAUAUGCUGACGAACCUGACUAGUGCCGUGUUAUCGAUGCAUGUCCUGUACAUUUACGGUAAUGAUGGAGAAAAGCUGGAGGCCGCGAGGGUACAAUUGGUAACUUUGUUGUGUGAAUUGGAAGGAAAUUGGGAGAUGGGAGUGGCAGAUAAGCAGAUUCGGGAUUUUCAAAUGAAGGUGAAAACGUGCAAGCUACGGAUAACACCUGAAAAUUAUUUUAAGCUUGAUAGAAGUUUCAUUUUGUCGGUUUUGCCGAUUUUGAUGACGCUAUUAAUUGUGUUGGCCCAAUUCAGAGAUUCUGACGAGAAGGGUGGGACACGUUAA